CAAUCGUGCGAGCGUCCCGUUACGUCAUUAAUAUUCAUGAGCCAGGCUCUGGCUCGAGCGCCACGUCGCACAGCGGAGACCCGCGUCGCUGAGAUCAUGGUGAAGAGUGUGAAUUCAGAAGUUCAGUCCAGGAGUGAAACACAUGAAGAAGAAGAAGAACACGCAGAAACCCACCCGUCCACAGAUGGCGGGAAAGAGCACCCUGUGGCUCCGCCCACGAUGAUCUGGCGCGUGACCGGCGGUCUCUUCAGCGCCACGAAGGGCGUGGUCAGAGCCACAGUGGGCGGAGUCACUUGGCUAGGCGGGAAAAGUUUGGAGAUCACCAAAUCAGCAGUGACCGCGGUGCCCUCGUUGGGCGUCGGCCUGGUGAAGGGCGGGGUUUCAGCGGUGGCGGGGGGCGUGUCUACGGUGGGGUCGACAGUAGCCAAUAAAGUUCCGUUCACAGGAAAGAAGAAAGACAAAUCGGAGUGAAGAAGAGGAGGGUUCUAACGAGUCAGUGAUGCUGACUUUCUCUCUUUCUGUUUUGAUUGGUCACCAGAAACGUUGACGGAUAUUUCUGACCAAUCAACGUCCAAGACAUUUGCGCAAAAGGGAGUUUUGUACGUCAUACUGUGGGUUUCUGAUAUAAACAAAUUUGAUCUCAAAGGAAAAUUUUUUUUUCUCGAAUCACAUUUAUCAGUUUGUGCUUCCGUAGCUGUUAAACGAGGUCAUCUGGUUUCUUCUGAAACGUUAUCGGUCGAAUUGUGUUUGUAAAUUCGAUUUGUUUAUUAUUUGAAUAUAAUAAAGUCACGUAAAAG
Sinocyclocheilus grahami is the source of this 797-nucleotide messenger RNA. RefSeq names its product transmembrane protein 263. NCBI's taxonomy places the organism in Eukaryota, Metazoa, Chordata, Actinopteri, Cypriniformes, Cyprinidae. The transcript is spliced from 3 exons. Bases 37 to 471 code for a protein of 144 amino acids. The record is from RefSeq and is a predicted model, not a curated record.